Cadophora gregata is the source of this 2934-nucleotide messenger RNA. RefSeq lists its product as uncharacterized. The transcript is spliced from 2 exons. The record is from RefSeq and is a predicted model, not a curated record. Lineage: Eukaryota; Fungi; Ascomycota; Leotiomycetes; Helotiales; Ploettnerulaceae. Gene Ontology annotation, biological process: secondary metabolite biosynthetic process; fatty acid biosynthetic process. Bases 1 to 2934 code for a protein of 977 amino acids. Gene Ontology annotation, molecular function: phosphopantetheine binding; fatty acid synthase activity.
AUGACAGAUAAGGUCUCUUUGCCUGGUGCAAUUUUCUGUUCCAUGGCUUGCGAUGAGCAUAUCGAUACUCUCCGGAAUCCUCUAGUGAUGGACACUGAUCAAAUUGGUGCUGACUGCUUGGUGAUUUUGUACGGAAAAAGCGACAUCGGUAAACAGCUCUUGGGAAUGCUCGAACCGCACUUCGCCAGAGUUAUUGUUGCUGAAAACAUAGACUCCCUUCCGGAAAUUCCUGCGCACGCACACAUCUUGUCGCUACAAGAUUACGGCGAUUCCAUGUUUGAGGAUCUGACGGAGCAUCGCUGGAAAAACUUGCAGAGACUCCUCGAGUUACCACAAACGGUACUCUGGGUCACUAGCGAUGCAUUCAGCCUCAACCCAUACGCGGGUAUGUCGAUAGGUUUAUUCCGAAGUCUCUACCACGAGCUCAUGGGGUGCCUGGUACAAGCUUUGGACUGCGAGGCUGGGAACAUGGCCAGUGACUUGAACACGAUUGCCGAACUGGUACUCCGCUUGAAAAAGCUUGCAAGUCUAAGCAAGCGAGAUGAGGAUGUCGAGAUCUUGUGGACUAUCGAACCCGAACUACGCUUGCGUGACGGACGACUGGAAGUGCAACGAGUACGUUCAGCCUGGGAGCGAAAUGAUCGCCUUAAUUCAAGCCGUCGGCCUGUCUUUCAGGGUCAAGACUCUCGCGCCGCAUCCCUCGACUUGCGUUUCGAAAGCGGACGCCAUACACUCGAAGAGACCCAACGUACGAAACCUUCUCCCAAUGAUGAAUUCGUUUCUGUUAGAGUGACGACUUCGUUCUUACAGGCUGUGAAGACACCUAUGGGGUAUGCAUUUGUAAGCCUUGGGUGGAACGAAAACAGCGGAGAGAAGGUCCUGUGUUUAUCCGAGACAAACUCGUCUCGGCUAAUCAUUCACAAAUCUUGGACUCGCACUGUUGCUGCGGACGUGGUUGACCGUCAAUUCUUGUCGCUAGUUAUAGGAGCUUUAGUCAACCAGCAGAUCGUGGACGCUCUGCCUGCAUCUGAAGCUCUAUUAGCGUAUGACCCAGAUCCUGGUCUUGCCUCGCUGUUGUCCAAACAAAUGUCCAUUCAGAACAGAAGCGUCGUGUUUAUGACCUCGCGGGCUAAGAUGCAACACUACCGGGGAAAGUGGGUGUCUCUACAUUGCCAAAGCACCUCGAGAACUAUUGCAAGAUAUCUCCCGAAUGGAUUAUCCACAUACCUGUAUUCCUCCCAUCUGGCAGCCGAUACGGGACGACUUGAGGAACGAAUUCGGCAACUUCUUCCAUCGUCCUGUCGAACUAUGGAUGCUGAUAUUUGCGUAUCGAGACGUGGUUCUGAGUUACCACGAGAAGCUGCAAGCUCUGUCACCGAGCUCUUGCAAAGAAUUACAGAUUUUGCCGAGUCUCAACUGAAUGGUGUUCCAGAUGGGGUUGCUCUUGAGACCCUGUCUUUACAUGAUAUCACUCUCUCAACAGAGCCGUUUUGUGUUUCCGCGAAAUUCCUGGUGGAUUGGGAUUCCGAUGCGAGUGCACCGGUAAAAAUCAGGCCCGUCACUUCUCGGCCCGAUCUUUUCAGUGGCGAUAAAACGUAUUGGCUUGCAGGUCUUUCUGGCGACCUCGGUCGCUCUUUGACAGACUUCAUGGUUGCACAUGGCGCGAGAUACAUUGUCCUAAGCAGUCGAAGUCCCAAAGAAGAUACGCCAUGGAUCGACUGGCAUCUUUCUGAGCAUGAUGCAAAAGUGAAAUAUUAUCAAAACGAUGUCGCCGACCGCGCCUCCGUUGAACAUACGUUCAAACAAAUUACCGAAACUAUGCCACCGCUAGGUGGAGUUGCUCUUGGCGCACUCGUUCUUUGCGAUCGCAUGUUUGCUCAGAUGAAGCUCGACGAGUUUCAACAGGUUAUGGUCCCCAAAGUCCAGGGCACCCUCAACUUCAGUCGACUCUUCUCAGAUGACUCAUGCUCGCCGCCUUUGGACUGGUUUAUUGGAUUUUCAUCGAUUGUGGCUACUAUGGGAAAUCCCGGACAAGCCAACUACUCUGCAGCCAAUUGUUUUAUCAAAGCAGUCAUCAACCAACGUCGAGCUCAAGGUCUGACUGGCUCUGUCAUUGAUAUCUCGCGAGUCAUCGGCGUGGGCUACGUUGAACGAGAGAUGAAGAGCGAUGGGAGACUAACGAGAGAACAAAAGGAGCGUCUUUUCACCGGUUCCAUGACCCUGCCUAUGUCGGAGACUGAUUUGCACCAAUUAUUUGCAGAGGCCAUCGUAUCCGGCAGCCCGGGAGCGGUACACAAUGGCAGUCACGAUAUCAUUACCGGCAUGGCACCAGUACGCAAGGACAACGCACAUCAUAAGUCCUGGCCAAAUAAUCCUAAGUUCGGGCUUCUGGUGAAAGUAGGAGACGAAAGUCUUGUUGAGCUAAGCGAGCAAGCCGCAAAUCGAAUCCCGAUCAAGAAGCUACUUGCUCAAGCGGGUUCACGAGAAGAGGAGGAGAAGAUCCUCAAAGAUUCGUUGAUCAAUAAACUCCGGGCUGUCCUCUUCCUUUCAGGAUCCGAUGCCCCCUUUGACGAAGUGCCACUCAUAGAUAUCGGUGUCGAUUCGCUGGUCGGCGUUGAAAUCCGCGCCUGGUGCCUAAAAGAGUUUGAAGUCGACGUUCCAGUCAUGAAGAUCCUCGGAGGAAUUUCCUUGGAAGGAAUUGUGGAAGAGGUGCUUGAUUCGUUGGCAGCAAAAGAUGGAAAUGAGCAGAAAAAAGAAGAACCUCCCGUCGCAGAGUUGGAAAUUUUGCAGUUAGAGGUAUCAGAGGGACAGGAGAAAGCACCCAAAGAUGGAGAUGAGCAGAAAAAUGUAGAAUCUCCAGUCGCAGAGUGGGAAAAUUUGCAUUCAGAAGUACCAGAGGGACAGGAGAAAGCACCGAUUGUUUUGGACAGGUGA